Messenger RNA from Lactuca sativa (garden lettuce), 504 nucleotides. NCBI's taxonomy places the organism in Eukaryota, Viridiplantae, Streptophyta, Magnoliopsida, Asterales, Asteraceae. The record is from RefSeq and is a predicted model, not a curated record.
AUGAAGCAAAGGUAUUGGCAAGUUAUUUCUUGUGGGGUGAUGGAGUUUGAAACAAGAAACCUAGAUCAGUCUUAUGUUGUUGAUGUCCAGAAGAGGGAAUGUACAUGCAGGUUGUGGAAAUUGAAUGAAUAUGGUUGUGUGCACUCAGUUGCAACAUUAUCACUCUUAAACACUACACAUUAUCAGACACAUGUCGAGAGAAUGUACUUUACAACAUUAUACUAUAAUACUUACAAAGAGCACAUACAUGGGACGCAUGGAAUGAACAUGUUGCCAUCUACAGAAAAAAUCCCUCCUUUGCCCCCAAUUAAAAGAAGAAUGCCUAGCAGACCUACUAUCAAGAGAAAAAUAGAUGGUUUAGAAAGGUCUGGCAGACACACAGUAUCAAAGGCUGGGAAAUCAGUAUGUGGCGGUGUAUACAAACAGAAAGGACACAACAAGACCACUUGUUCUCAAGUCGAAAGGCCUCUUAAAACUAAUGGUUGGAAAUCACAAGGUGUGUGA